This is a messenger RNA of Corythoichthys intestinalis (scribbled pipefish), 7612 nucleotides long. RefSeq names its product patched domain containing 1 (gene ptchd1). The coding region runs from base 2164 to 4977 and encodes 937 amino acids. The record is from RefSeq and is a predicted model, not a curated record. Gene Ontology annotation, biological process: chemical synaptic transmission; cognition. Gene Ontology annotation, cellular component: synapse; plasma membrane. Lineage: Eukaryota; Metazoa; Chordata; Actinopteri; Syngnathiformes; Syngnathidae. The transcript is spliced from 5 exons.
UUUCAGCAUGACAAUGAUCCCAAACACACAGCCAGGGCAACAAAGGAGUGGCUUCGUAAGAAGCAUUUCAAGGUCCUGGAGUGGCCUAGCCAGUCUCCAGAUCUCAACUCCAUAGAAAAUCUGUGGAGGGAGUUGAAAGUCCGUGUUGCCCAACGACAGUCCCAAAACAUCACUGAUCUAGAGGAGAUCUGCAUGGAGGAAUGGGCCAAAACACCAGCAACAGUGUGUGAAAAGCUUGUGAAGAGUUACAGAAAACGUUUGGCCUCCAUUAUUGCCAACAAAGGGUACAUAACAAAGUAUUGAGAUGAACUUUUGGUAUGGACCAAAUACUUAUUUUCCACCAUGAAUUGCAAAUAAAUUCUUUAAAAAUCAAACAAUGUGAUUUUCUGGGUUUUUUCCACAUUCUGUCCAUGUUGACAAUUACAGGCCUCUCUAAUAUUUUCAAGUGGGAGAACUUGCACAAUUGGUGGUUGACUGAAUACUUAUUUGCCCCACUGUACAUGCACAGCACAUGGAUUUAUUGGUGCCUGUGUUGUCUGUAUAUUACAAGUUCGCCAGUAGAGGGUGGCGUUCAAUAGUAGCACAUAGGUGCUUGUUGUUAUUCUUGUCACCGUUUUCCAUCUGCUUUUCUUGUCUCAUGGCCAUAAUCAAAUCCUUCCUUCAUCCUCUUUGCGACCUGGACCUACCUCCGCCUCCAUCCAGACCACGUGAGCCGUCUAUUUGCGCAGACGUCAUUUAAAAAUGAUGGAUGUGCUUCCACCAAGGCUGAGCAAACACGCUUCAGGCUCAAGCACCGGUGCCGUUUCCGACAUUCGCAUCUGGUCCGAACACGUGACGGUCAUAUGACGAGAUGAAUAAUACAAGGGGGACUCAUUAUUAAUAAAUGGGCCACACCCAAACGUAUGGAUGAGGAACCAUGUCAACCUCUUAAAUAAUGGAAGUGCGAUCUGGUCCAAAAUAGCUCAGCACACUCGAAUACAUGUGUGAAGCAGCCUAAUUAUGACUCGGCUUAUCAGAAGGCAGGCGGCCAUGUCUUUCAUUUCCUGCCUCGGGAGACCCUCGCUCCAUUGCUAAUGGCUAAUAAAGGCUAAUUGGCUUGUAAUUGAAUCACGGAUUAGAAGGGAAACAAACACGGGGAUGUUCGCUUUUGUUUUAACUUAAGUAGUUGUGUAGUAGUAUGUUUUUAUCUCAUUGGCUGCCAUUGACGCUGAUAGAUGCCCAAUCCGUUUUGACUGGGAGGGCUGACGGAACAUAGUACUUAAAUUCUACCACUGAGCUAAAGAAGAGGCACCUUUCAAGUGACAAGCUCCAUCUAGUGUUAAAGCUGAGAAGUGCAAGAGGAUGUAGGUUGAAGUUAAACUUCUUGUCCAGGCCAUAUUUAAUGUUAUUUUUCAGGUUUGCAUAGGGAUGGUAGGGACAUAACACUAGCAACUUUUCAGGAUGCUCAAAUUGUCCCCACCAACUUUUAAGCAUCCUUAUUUUCAUCUUAUAAAGAGUUCAGAUAUAGUUAUUAAGUAGAGAUGUCCCGAUCUAUCGGCGUCCCGACCGAUCGAUCGGGUCCGAUCACAUCAUUUUCAAAGUAUCGGAAUCGGCAAAUAUAUAUAUAUAUAUAUAUAUAAAUAUAGGAAAGUCAAUUUCAUGCAAUGUCACUUUUCGGCCACCAGGAGGGGCCUGACCCCCCCUGGGCCCCCCUUAAAAUCUGCUUAUGCAAAUUAGUCCAAUAUUUUGUACAUAUUCUGGUGCUACAAAAUAGCAAAACCCAAAAGGAGCACAAAAAGGAUUGGACAUCUAUCUCCGUCACUGGCACUGACAAAUGAUCCAAUCGCGUACAAUCGUGCUAUUUUUAGUGGCACUUCCGGUGUCCACUGAGGCGCUCUUAUUUUGACAUCUUCGGACAGCGCACGCGCACACGUGCACGCAAUUAGACAACUAAACAAACAGCACCACAGUGCGCAGCUGGUUCGAGUUCAGGCUCCGGAGCUCCGUCUUGAGAGGGGGAAGGUCGGCUCGAACAACCCGGGAAACGGAGCUCAUCUGCGGCGUCGCGAGCGGGGAUGCCCGCUGCAGCAUCAGAGCGAUUUCUGGGUUAGAGUACCCCAGACCUGAUUUUGGGAUGCUGAGGAGCGGGGCGUGCACCGAUGCGCCCGGGCCCGUCCGUCCCUGAUGCUCGGCGGCGCCGCGUCGGGGCUUUCCGCCGGCUGGGAGAGGCUGGAACCUCCUCGGCCGCGCGCAGCCAUGCUGCGCCAAGCGCUGCACGCCGGCCUGAGCGGUGGCUUCCGAGCGCUCGGCCGCUUCGUGGCCGGCCAGCCGGUGCUGUUCGCCUCGGCGCCGCUGCUGCUGGCGGUUCUGCUGGGCGCCAGCUUCAGCCGCUACCGCGUGGAGGACGACGUGCAGAGCCUGCUGGCGCCCAAGCACAGCCUGGCCAAGAUCGAGGGCAACCUGGUGGACAGCCUCUUCCCCAUCAACCACUCCAAGCACGCACUCUACUCGGACCUGCAGACGCCCGGACGCUACGGGCGCGUCAUCGUCACCGCGCGCCGGGGGAACCUCCUCGAGUCGCCGCAUCUCGACGCCAUCCUCAAGCUGCAUCGGCUGAUCUACCAGAUGCAAGUGACGGCGCCCCCUAGCGGCCCAAGCAGCUUCAACUACUCCUUCUCGCACCUGUGCCUGCCGGAUGACAAAAAUGCCUGCAUCGUGGACGACGUCAUCCGCGUCCUGGAGGAGAUCCGCUCGGCGCGCGCCGCCAACCGUUCAUCGCCGAUUCUCCAUUACCCCAUCACGCAACUGGCCGACGGUCGCCGCGCCUACAUCGGACACCAGCUGGGCGGAGUCCAAAACUGGCCCGGUGACGGCGAAGGGGUGCGCUCGGCCCGCGCGCUCCAGCUUACCUACUAUCUCCGGGUACGCGGCGGGUUGACGGAGGGCGUGGCCGGCCAAUGGGAGAAGGCCUUCUGCGCUGAGCUGCGGCAAUUCGCCGCGCUCCACCCGCAGCUCGGGCUCUACCCGGCCACGUCGUCAUCUCUCCGGACCGACUUCCAGUUCUCUUCGGUGCUGGCACGGCGCCCCCUGCUGGCUAGCUUGGGACUGUGCGGGGCGCUAGCCGUGCUGUGCUGUUCCAUGCGGGACUGCGUGCGCUCCAAGCCGUGGUUGGGCGUGCUGGCUUUGCUGUCAGUCACGCUGGCGGGAUUGACGGCCGCCGGGAUUCUUAAUCUGAGCGGCUCCACCUAUAACUCCACCUACUUGGGAAUACCUUUCGUCAUGCUGGGUCACGGCUUGUUUGGCUCCUUCGAGAUGCUAUCGUCGUGGCGUCGUACCCGCGAGGACCAGCACGUCAAGGAGCGUGUGGCCAGCGUCUUUGAAGACGUCAUGCUGCGUUUUUCGGGCUCCACGGCGCUCCACCUUACCACACUGGGCCUGGCCGCCUCGCCGCUCACCAACAUGGAGGCGGUGCGCCUUUUCUGCCGCGCCGCCGCGCUGGCAGUGAGCGUCAGCUACGCCUACAUGCUGUCCUUCUACAGCUCCUGCCUGGUCUUCACUGGCUACCUGGAGACAGGCUACAGGCACGGCUGCUUCUGCCGACGGGUGCCAAAACAGGACCGGUUGGAUUCCAAGCCGGCCUGGUACCGCUGCCUGAUGUACACGCGCUACCAGGAUGAGGCGCAGACCGCCACAGGGACGCCGCACGGGCCUCACCUGCCGCACACGCGCACUUAUGUCCACCCUCACGCCUCGGACACCCGUCCCCAGGAUUCGCAUCUACUGCUGGGCUGCGUGAGGCGUUGUUACGCAGACUGGAUCACCAAUACCUACGUCAAGCCCUUUGUGGUGCUGCUCUACCUGGUCUACAUCUCCUUUGGACUCAUGGGGUUCCUGCAGGUGGUCCAAGGUUCGGACCCCAGCACCCUAGUGGCGAUGGACACAGCGACAGUGUUGUACACCCGCGCCCAGCAGCGCUACUUCAGCUCCUACUCCCCUGUCAUCGGUUUCUACAUCUAUGAGAGCGCCCCCUACUGGAACGCCACGGUGCAAGGUGACCUGCUGGAGUACGCCAAAGGCUUCCAGCGCAUCAGCUGGCUGGAGUCCUACCUGGCCUACCUUUCAGAGCGCAACCAGUCCACCAGCUCUCCCCGGGAGAACUUCACUCGCACUCUCCGCCUCGACUUCCUGCGCGAGCCUCGCUUUGCGCACUUCGCCGAUGACAUCAUCUUCGCCGAACGGGGCCCUGGGGAGGAACCCGACGUGGCGGCGUCGCGGAUUUUCCUGGUGGCUAAGACCACGGAGAACAAGCGCGAGGAGAUGUCGGUGCUGCUGGACACGUUGCGUCGUUUGUCGCUCACGUCCCGCGUGCGCUUCCUCAUCUUCAACCCAUCCUUCGUGUACCUGGACCGCUACGCUGCCGCCGUUAGCUCGCCGCUGCGGCACUCCCUGUUAGCAGUCCUCUUCCUGUUAGGACUCUCUUCCUUAGCCGUGGUGGAGCCCUUAGUGUCCGUGUGGUUGGGUCUCACCCUUCUUUCGGUUCAGUUCGGAGUUCUGGGCUUCAUGACACUGUGGGGGGUGGAGCUAGACUGCAUAUCGGUUCUAUGCCUGAUUCUGGCGUUGGGUCAUGCCGCCGACUGCAGCGCGCCGCUGCUGUGCGGGUUCGCCGCCGGCCGGGGCGAGGGCAGGACCCGAUGGGUUCGGCUAGCUCUGGAGCGCCACGGCGUACCCUCGCUUCAGGCCUUCUUGUGCUACGGCGCCGCCCUGGUGCCGGUGGGCUCAGUGCGCUCCAACCUAACCCGCACGCUUUUCCGCUGCCUGGCGCUAACGGCCGGCUGCUCCGCCUUGCACGCGCUGGCUUUCCUGCCCGCCCUGCUCACCUUCCUGCCGCCGUCCAAGAGCCGAAGCCGGCGGGGCGAGGCGGGGGACGUGCCCCGACAGGAGGUGGAGUGCGUUGAGAUGGACGGUACUCGAGUGGUCGACCAGAUCACUACCGUCUGAGAUGAUUUUAAGCUUUUAAACCAUGUAUUUGAGACCUAGCUAAACUCUAGAGCUGUCAAUGGCAGCCAAUGAUGCCAAGAUGCAACCUCCCGCCACUGAGUUUCUCACUAGUAGACGUUCAAUCCAUUUGAAAUGGGAGGGUGGCAGCGAAUGAACAUUCGUUCAUUCGCUGCCAUCCCUCCCACUUCAAAUGAAUUGGACGUGUAUUUCCAUCAAGACUUAAAAUCCAGCCUUUCAAUAAGCAUUGUGGUCCUGAGUAUGUAUUCUCAUUACAACCCUGGAUAAACUCAUAAAUGAGGUCAUGUCUACACCUAGCAGAAUCCUGCCCUAACACUUCGGAAAAAACUUAUUAUCGUAAUUUUCGGACUAUGAGCCACUACUUUUUUUCCCCUCAUUUUGAAUCCUGCGGCUUAUAGUCAAGUGGGGCUUAUUUCUUGGUUUAUUUGGGGGAAUAGGUAAGACUUUCUUUGACAGUGGUGUUAUAAGACUGCUAUAAGACAGUCAUAAUUAUGACACGACACUAUCAUGGGCAUUAAUGACAAUAUGAAUUAUGUCACUAACUCCAUUUAUGUCCAGCUUGGAUCUUUACAUCCAUUCAAAAGUGAGAUCAUUUGCCGAUGGACACAAAAUGACAUCUGCCAUAUGCAUUCAUUAAUGCUUAUAGCGGGUGUCUUGUCAUAAUUAUGACAUAACUAAUUAUAAUGAUGGCGUCACUGUCAAAGUGUUACCAAAUACCAUAAGUAGCAAUUCAUGAAACAACUAAAACAGUAACUGAAGAAAUAAUUUGCACAAAACAUGAAUUUUGAUUGUUAUCUACAUCUUUAGCGCAGCACUGCAUGCUAGGAGGCAUGUUGGACGACAACAGUUUUGACAUCAGGUGGCACCAGAGGUUGACUGUCUCCCUCAGGGGGCAGUGAUUGCCAAAUGAAGCUUCUUGAAGCAAUGAAGCUUUGCAGAAAUUUGGUUCAAAGCUUCAUGGUGCUUCAUUUGGUCUUAUGACGGUCUUAUGAUUUUCCUGUCAAAUAAAGUGUUACCGGUUAAUAUCUUUUGGUGUAAAUAUCCCAUAAUACAGUUAGGACAAGUGCAGUUUAUUGUCAAGUGCGGCUUAUCUAUGAACAAAUGCCGUUUUCUUGUCAAAUUUGGUGGGUGGCGGCUUAUAGUCAGGUGCGCCUUAUAGUCCGAAAAUUACAGUACGUCCACACCAGCACGUUUGUAGAAAACAAAAGCUUCCACAUCCCACCACAUUAAUUCAUUUUUAAAAAUGUUCAUAAAAAUAAUUGUCUAUAAUACCCCCAUCCUUUGCACUGCAAGAGUUUGUAAAUAAAUGUAGGACUGCAGCUAGCGAUUAUUUAAGUGGUCGAUUAAUCGAUGAACUGGUUAGUUCAAAUAAUCGAGUCAUCGGAUAAGGAACAUAAAAAAAUAAAAUACCUGAGCUGAGCCUCAAACGGUAUAAAAAGAUAAAUAAAUGAGGAUUUAAGUACAACAAAAGAACAAUUGGCUGACAUAGCAAAAGUCUGCUAGCGUAAAUGCUAUAAAACGUAAAAAGUUUUUUUUUUUUUUUUUUUUAACAAUGUACGUAACAAUUGGUUCAAACACAUAUUCUCACAAAAACUGCUAAAUAUGGCUAUAAAAAACAUUAAUUCAAACAAAAACUUAGCUUAUGUUAGUCUUAACAGGGAGCAGCUGGAUUCAGCCAUGUCAAAUGAGUUAUGUUCACUGUUGCCACUAGAGGACAGUGUAUCCACCCAAAUCAAUUAAACUAAAUGCAAACACUUUCAAAACAAUCACAAUGCCACUUUAACUAAAUGAAUACUUGAAGAAGCAAAAUUUAAUUUGAAUCUUUUUUUCUAAUUGAAUUACUCGAGUUAAGCUAUUAAUAAAUGGAAGCAAAAAAGACCCUGCCUGAUUUACUCCAAAAGUAAACAUUGGUUUUGUCACAGUGACAUUUCCACAGUUAAAUCUUCGGUUAUCGGUGUCCACAUGAUGGCGCCACAAACGCAGAAUUUGCAUAUCUUCACUUUGGGUGCAGUUUUCAAGAACUCUCGUGUGUGUGUGUGUGUGUGUGUGGAUGAUAGGUCAAAUCGUAGAAAAAGUUUUUAUUUUUGUCAAAUACCCUGCUACGUGUAGACAUGGCCUUAGUUUCCAGGCAACUCUAAUGGAUUAUUGAUUAUUAUUGACUAUUAAUCUAAAGGCGUUGCAACAUUAUAAGAGAUUGUUAUGAACGGUGGGAAAUGGAGAUCAAGGAUGUGAAAUAAACGCUUAAACAGCUUUCCUUAUGGGACCACCAGUUGCCACGGAGACCGCCGUGUAGGAAGUAAGUACGCGGAGGUGAAAAAUAGAGGCAAAGAGGGAAUGUUUCCAUAGCAACCGGCUCUUUGCUCCGUAGCCCAAAACGACCAAAGAGAAGACUUUGUGCUUUUGGGUGCGGUCGAACGUAUCUCGUAGUGUCACGAAUGAGUGGAGAAAAGUAAUGGGACAUGUUGCCAAAUCAAUAUUAUAAACGCUUACAAUCUUAAUUAAUCUUUUUACCCCCUCAUAAAUUGUGGAAAUUACUCCAAAUGUUCUUAAAUUUUCACUUUCUGUCAGCGGCUCAAUACGUUUGCUCAGUUCAUGCGGUCUGUAUUUCCACUCCAGU